Molecule: messenger RNA, 8340 nt
Organism: Betta splendens (Siamese fighting fish)
Lineage: Eukaryota; Metazoa; Chordata; Actinopteri; Anabantiformes; Osphronemidae
Product: echinoderm microtubule-associated protein-like 6
Exons: 43
Coding region: 1999-7866 (1955 amino acids)
Molecular function (GO): microtubule binding
Source: RefSeq, a predicted model, not a curated record
AUUCAAAAUCAUGUGAUUAAUUAAAUCUGUAGGAUUUCGGGAGUUCAGGAUUUUUUUUAACCUUAGGACGCUUUUUGUCCGUGCGGCAGCGUUAUCACUACAUCUCCCAUGAUGCGCUACGGCAAAUCAAGCCGCUGCGCAUUAAUCGCAUUUAACCUAACACUCGAGCAGAAGCGGGAAGCGCGCGGAGACUAGCGCGAAAUUAUCCGGAAGUUUGGUUCUCAUCUUUCGAAAGAAAAUCGGAGUCGGACAACUUUUCGGAGAAGAUUAGUUUUUGGUCCACUCGAGUCUGUGCUUAAAUCAGAAAAGCUUUUAUCAGCACCAUAAACGCGAGAUUAAAGUAAAAUACGAUUGAAUAAACUAACCUAACAGUUUAAAUGCGUAUUUAACACAUUUAUUGUGAAAUCCAUGACAGGAAGCGUCGAAGUGUUCGUUCACUUGACAUUGAUCCCGAAUUCCCGUUAAUUUCACAAUUUUCCUUCACCGUUUCUCUCUUUUCCGGUUGUUUGUGCUAGGAGGUUCUACCGGACUGAAGCGUCUCCCCGCCGCCUCGCAUGGGCGGAGGCGGACCGGACGGACGGUCUGAAGUGGACUCACCGACCGGACGGCGAAACCAGAGAAGGGAUUUUCUGCCAAGCGCUUCGUUUGUGGAUUUACAAACGAUUUGAUUCAGUUUUUUUUAAACCACACAACCCGGACCUGAGUUUGUACAACGGUCCAAUCUCAGCUCUAAUUUUCUAGAUCAAUGUGUUUUGACCCGGCUCAUUCAUUCAUCCGCGCCCCGCCGAUGCCCUGGGUCGUAGCUUUCACACUGGACGUUCCGGUGUGGAUCGUUAGUUCGGAGUAAGCAUUCGAGUGGGUUCUGCAGUAGCACUUAAAGGUUCGGCUAUGAAACUGUGAAACGGUGGAAACAUUUCAGUGGCAGCAUCAUAAAAACUAGAUUUAUCAGAAGGAACAACCUGGUUCCGGUCGACAUUUAAGUCUCUGCAGUCGACAGCAGUAGAACUCCUGAUUCUCAGCAGCGUAUAAAUGCAACGCAUGACAUUUAAACGUCCCCAAAACAAGUGAUAGUUGAAAAGUAUAACUGAAUGUUUGGACGCUAGUGAGCUUGUGUGUAUGACAUCAUAGCAGCCUAUACGUCAUAAACGAAGUCAUCACGUCAUGUCACACCCUUCAAGAAUAAAACAACCCUCUCUUGAAACCUCCACUGUGCUGUAAAUGUCAUUCCUCCAGGAGAUAAUUUGUGGGAGUUAUUUGUUUUAUGGUGAUUUUACUUUAGUUAUUUAAUAAGAUUCAUAUUUCUGUGAUGUCUGUGAUUCUGCGUGUAAAACAACACAGGCUUUUGUCAUAUUAGCUUGACUUCUGGAAAGACUUAAUGGUCAGUGUUGGGUGCUGUCAAAGCCCUUAGUUUGGUUUGACAUCGAAUUUUAACUUCAUACUUCAUCCUUUUGAAUAGCAAAUGUUAAAGUAUUUUUCUCUAACUAAAACGUUUGUUUGAGCAUUUUUUGUGAAUGCUUUGAACAUAGAUUCUCCUGAAACGAGCACAGUCACCUUAGAAGGCACUGAACACAAUCCAGGAUCUUUUCAUGCAGGUGAAGAAAGCCGAGUGGCGUACAAUUGUAAAGGGAACAUUACAAAUAUGUUGCUGCAUUAAAUCAACAAUUGGUACCUGCGUCCAAGCAUUUAACGUAGUUAACGUAGUAGUUGUGUUAUUAAAUACUUACCUUUGUUAUUAGCUUGACACUCACAGGCUACAGGAUGGAAUCAUGCCAAAUCUAGUUCCUUUGCUAAAGACUAAUCUAACAGAUUCCCACAACCUUUAAGACCCGCAGCUGGUGUUUUAGACACAGAUUGGGCUCUUUCUUUACCUGUGCAGAGUGUUUUCAAAUGCUCCAUCGGUAUUUUGCCAGACGAACAGGCUCAGAACUGAUCGGAAAUUCAAAUCCAAAAGGAGCGCACAUUAGAUUCCUCUUUCUCAUUGGACAUUUGUGAAAGAACAUGUCGGAUAAGACGGCGCCGCGCUGCCAGCUCAGGCUGGAGUGGAUCCAUGGCUACCGAGGCCACCAGUGUCGGAACAACCUGUACUACACUGCAGGGAAGGAGGUGGUGUACUUUGUGGCUGGAGUGGGUGUGGUGUACAACACCCGAGAACACACCCAGAAGUUCUACCUGGGACACAACGAUGACAUCAUCAGUCUGGCGAUCCAUCCGGAUAAGAUCCAAGUGGCGACGGGUCAGGUGGGGCAGGACCCGUAUGUCUGUGUUUGGGACACCUAUGCAAUGCAGACUGUGUCCAUUCUGAGGGACGUUCACACACAUGGAAUAGCCUGUCUCAGCUUUGACUGCGAUGGACAGCGGCUGGUGUCAGUCGGUCUGGACGCUAAGAACACGGUGUGUGUCUGGGACUGGCGGAAGGGACGACUCCUUGCUACAGCAACCGGACACUCGGACAGAAUCUUUGACGUGACCUGGGAUCCGUUUCAGUCCAACAGGCUAGUCAGCUGUGGAGUCAAGCAUAUAAAGUUCUGGACUCUGUGUGGAAAUGCCCUGACUCCAAAGAGGGGGAUAUUUGGGAAGACGGGCGACCUGCAGACCAUCCUGUGUGUUUCUGCAGCAAAAGAUGAGUUGACGUACUCUGGGGCUCUGAACGGAGAUGUAUGCGUGUGGAAAGGAAUCAGCCUUGCUAGGACUGUGCAGGCUGCCCACGGGGCGGGGAUCUUCAGCAUGCACGCCUGUGAGGAAGGGUUUGCCACUGGGGGACGAGACGGCUGCAUCAGACUGUGGGAUGUUGACUUUAAACCCAUCACCAAGAUUGACCUGAGAGAGGCCGAGCAAGGAUAUAAAGGCCUCUCCAUCCGCAGUGUCUGCUGGAAAGCCGACCGAAUCCUAGCAGGGACUCAGGACAGUGAGAUCUUUGAGGUGAUGGUUCGAGAUCGGGACAAACCAGUUCUACUGAUGCAGGGUCACAGUGAGGGUGAGCUGUGGGCACUGGCCGUACACCCCAAACAGCCAGUGGCUGUAACCGGGAGCGACGACCGCUCUGUCAGGCUGUGGAGUCUUGCUGACCACACUCUGCUGGCUCGCUGUAACAUGGAGGAAUCAGUCCGCAGUGUCUCCUUCAACAACGAUGGCUUACAGCUUGCUCUGGGGAUGAAGGAUGGCUCCUUCACCGUGCUGCGGGUCAGAGAUAUGACGGAGGUUGUGCACAUCAAAGACAGAAAGGAGGUGAUCCAUGAGCUGAAGUUUUCUCCUGAUGGCUCCUUCCUAGCAGUGGGAUCCAAUGACGGCAUUGUGGACGUGUAUGCUGUGGCCCAGCGCUACAAAAAGGUGGGCGAGUGCAGCUGCUCCACCUCCUUCAUUACGCACCUGGACUGGUCAGUCGACAGCCGCUUCCUGCAGACCAAUGAUGGUGCUGGAGAGCGACUCUUCUACAGGAUGCCAGUGGGGAAGAUGGUUCCUAAAGAGGAGGUAAAGGGAAUUCAUUGGAUGACCUGGACUGGUGUUAUUGGACCUGAGGUGAACGGCAUCUGGACCAAAUAUUCCAAUUCGACCAAUGUGAACUCUUUGGAUACCAACCACAGCAGCGCGGUCCUGGUGAGCGGAGAUGACCUCGGACUGGUCAAACUCUUCAGAUUUCCGUGUUUGAAGAAAGGAGCCAAAUUCAAAAAAUACAUUGGUCACUCUGCUCAUGUAACCAACGUUCGGUGGUCCAAUGACCUGCAGUGGGUCAUUAGCACAGGUGGUGCGGACCAUGCUGUGUUUCAGUGGAGGUUCCUGCCUGAGGGCGUGAUGAACGGCGUCCUGGAGCCCCUCCUUCAGGAGGGUUACGCCGAUUCAAACAGCGGGGAGUCGGACUCUGAUGUGUCAGACGUGCCAGAACUCGAUUCUGACAUUGAACAGGAAUCUCAGAUCAGCUAUGAGCGUCAGGUAUACAAGGAAGAUUUGCCUCAGCUAAGGAAGAAACUGACGGGUUCUCUGAAACGGCACAAGGCACCAAAUGAAGGACUUCGUCUGCAGUUUGUUCACGGGUAUCGGGGUUUUGACUGCCGUAACAACCUGUUCUACACUCAGGCGGGGGAGGUGGUGUACCAUGUGGCGGCUGUGGCCGUUGUCUACAACCGGCUACAGCACACUCAGAGGAUUUACCUUGGUCAUGAUGACGACAUCCUCAGCCUCACUGUCCACCCGCUCAAAGAUUAUGCAGCCACGGCACAGGUGGGCAGAGACCCAGCCAUCCAUGUUUGGGAAAUCCAGACUCUAAAGUGUCUGUCGCUGCUGAAGGGUCACCAUAGCACAGGAGUGUGUGCCGUGGACUUCACAGCGGAUGGGAAGAGUUUGAUUUCAGUGGGAAUAGAUGAAUUUCACUCCAUCGUCAUCUGGGACUGGAAAAAAGGAGAGCGUCUGGCUAAGGCCAGGGGUCAUAAAGACAAAAUCUUUGUGGUGAAGAGCAAUCCUUUCCGAAUGGACAAGCUGGUGACAGUGGGCAUGAAACACAUCAAGUUUUGGCAGCACUCAGGUGGCGGUCUCACCUUUAAACGGGGGAUUUUUGGGAACCUGGGGAGGCAGGAGACCAUGAUGUCUGUGUGCUACGGCCGAUCCGAGGACCUGGUCUUCUCUGGGGCCAUGAAUGGAGAUGUUUACAUCUGGAGAGAAACAACACUCAUCAAGACUGUCAAAGCCCAUGACGGCCCUGUGUUUGCCAUGUGCUCUCUAGACAAGGGCUUUGUGACGGGUGGUAAAGACGGAAUAGUUGAGCUCUGGGACGACAUGUUUGAAAGAUGUUUGAAGACUUAUGCCAUAAAAAGAGCUGCUCUGUCCCCAUUGUCCAAAGGGCUGCUCCUGGAGGACAACCCGUCAAUUAGAGCCAUCACUCUGGGACACGCUCACAUCCUGCUGGGAACAAAGAAUGGAGAAAUUCUGGAAAUUGACAAGAGUGGACCUGUGACUCUACUGGUUCAGGGCCACAUGGAGGGGGAGGUGUGGGGUCUGGCAGCUCACCCUCUACUACCCGUCUGUGCUACAGUCAGUGAUGACAAAACUCUGAGGAUUUGGGAGCUGUCAGUGAAUCACCGCAUGGUCGCUGUCCGCAAACUCAAGAAAGGUGGACGGUGCUGUGCCUUUUCUCCAGAUGGUAAAGCUCUGGCCGUUGGCCUCAACGAUGGAAGCUUUCUAGUGGUGAACGCCGACACUCUAGAGGAUAUGGUGACCUUUCACCACCGAAGAGAGCUCAUCUCUGACAUCCGCUUCUCUCAAGACACAGGGAAGUACCUGGCUGUGGCAUCAUACGAUUCCUUCGUGGACAUUUAUAACGUCUUGACCAGUAAGAGAGUUGGCAUCUGUAAAGGAGCUGGCAGCUACAUCACCCACAUCGACUGGGACUCUAGAGGGAAAUUGCUGCAGGUAAACACUGGAGCUAGAGAUCAGCUUUUCUUUGAGGCUCCACGAGGACGCAAACAGAACAUCAGCAUGGCCGAGUUUGAGAAGCUGGACUGGGCGACCUGGUCAUCAGUCCUUGGUCCCACUUGUGAGGGAAUAUGGCCGACACUCAGCUUCGUUAACGCUGCCUCACUCACCAAGGAUCACAAACUGCUUGCCACUGGAGACGAUUUUGGUUUCCUGAAAUUGUUCAGCUUUCCAUCGAGGGGCCAGUUUGCGAAGUAUAAAAAGUAUGUUGGCCAUAGCACCAAUGUGACAAACGUCCGUUGGUCCAGUGAUGACUCCAUGUUGCUGUCAGUGGGCGGGGCGGACACAGCGCUCAUGAUCUGGACCAGAGAGCCGCCGGGGCACAGGGAGAGUAAAGCUGUGGACAGUGAGGAGUCGGAUGACGACACAGAGGAGGAUGGAGGGUAUGACAGUGAUGUGGCUCGGGAGAAGGUGGUGGAUUACAUCACUAAGGUUUACUCUGCCAGCAUCAGGAACAUGUCAGGAACCAAACCUCACCUGCAGCACAAAGAGCUUUCUGUGGAGGAGAGGCCUCCGGUGAGUCGAGCUGCACCGCUGCCGGACAAACUGCUGAAGAACAAUGUGGCCAAGAAGAGGAAGGUGGUGGAGGAGCUGCUUCUUGAGCAUGUAUUUGGCUACAGAGGUUUUGACUGUCGCAACAACCUGCAUUACCUCAACAAUGGAGCUGACAUCAUCUUCCACAUCGCUGCUGUAGUCGUGAUCCAGAACCUGUCGGCUGGAACUCAGAGUUUCUAUCUGGAGCACACUGACGACAUCCUCUGCCUAACAGUCAACCAGCAUCCCAAAUACCAGAACAUAAUCGCUACGGGACAGAUUGGUGAUGUCAGCGACCUGCCAGGCCUCACUCCGUCCAUCCACGUGUGGGACGCCGUGACCAAACAGACGCUGUCCAUCCUUCGCUGUUCACACGCGAAAGGAAUCGGCUACGUCAACUUCAGUGCUACGGGGAAGCUACUGCUCUCUGUGGGAGUGGAGGCUGAACAAACCAUCACAGUGUGGAGAUGGCAGGAAGGCACUAAGGUGACCAGUACAGGAGGCCACGCAGAGCGGAUCUUUGUGGUGGAGUUCAGACCUGACUCUGACACCCAGUUUGUCUCUGUGGGAAUCAAGCACAUCAAGUUCUGGACUCUGGUGGGAGGUUCCCUUAUGUACAAAAAAGGAGUGAUUGGCUCGUUGGAGGACAGCCACUCGCAGACUAUGCUGUCUGUGGCCUUUGGUGCUGGCAACCUGACGUUCACUGGUGCCAUAAAUGGGGAUGUGUACGUGUGGAGAGAACACUUCCUGGUGCGGGUGGUGGCAAAGGCCCACAGUGGACCAGUCUUCAGCAUGUACACCACCCUGAGGGAUGGACUCAUUGUCACAGGGGGGAAGGAACGACCGACCAAAGAGGGAGGUGCUGUGAAGCUGUGGGACCAGGAGAUGAAGCGCUGCCGAGUGUUUCAGCUAGAGACUGGUCAACCUGUGGAGAAUGUCCGAUCUGUGUGCAGAGGGAAGGGGAAGAUCUUGGUUGGAACCAAAGAUGGAGAGAUCAUAGAGGUGGGAGAAAAGAACGCUGCAUCCAACAUGAUGAUGAACGGACACACUCAGGGAGGCAUCUGGGGCUUGGCAGCUCACCCCUUCAAAGACGUCUGUAUUUCUGCCAGUGAUGAUGGGACGAUCCGAAUAUGGGACCUGGCUGAUAAGAAACUCCUGAACAAGGUGAGUUUGGGUCAUCCUGCCAAGUGUACUUCCUAUAGUCCCAAUGGAGAGAUGCUUUCCAUUGGCAUGGAGAACGGAGAGUUCAUUGUGCUGCUGGUGAACUCUCUCGCUGUGUGGGGGAAGAAGAGAGACCGCAGCGCCGCCAUCCAGGACGUUAGGUUCAGCCCAGACAAUUGUUUCCUGGCAGUGGGAUCAGUUGAAGGUGCUGUGGACUUCUACGACCUGUCUCUGGGGCCUUCGCUCAACAGGAUCGGUUACUGUAAGGACAUCCCUGGCUUCGUCAUCCACAUGGACUUUUCUGCUGACAGCAAACACAUCCAGGUGUCCAGCAGCACCUACACCCGUCAGGUGCAUGAAGUUCCCUCAGGAAGGGUUGUAACGGAGCUGUGCAUCAUUGAGAGGAUCACCUGGGCUACCUGGACGAGUGUUUUGGGUGACGAGGUUCUGGGUGUUUGGCCUCGAAACGCAGAGAAGGCUGACGUUAACUGCGCAUGUGUGUCUCACGCCGGCCUCAGCCUCGUGACCGGAGACGACUUCGGCCUUGUUAAGCUCUUCGACUUCCCCUGCUCAGAGAAGUUUGCGAAACACAAGCGUUACUUUGGUCACUCUGCUCACGUGACCAACAUCCGCUUCUCCUGUGAUGACAAGUACGUCAUCAGCACCGGAGGCAGCGACUGCAGUUUGUUCGUGUGGAAAUGCCAGUGAGCUCCAUCCAGAGCCCAGCUGGUUCCGGCUUCCCGGUGGAUCGGACCCGUGCAGUUCCUGCUGCUGGAUGUACUUGUGCUGUUGUACUGUGAUGUAGUGGUUUGUUGUGAACGCAGGUGUUUUGUGUUUCUGUGAUGACUCGUGUUUUGUGACUGGCGGUGGUCGUAGCAGUUUGGUGCCUUCUCACUGACUCCGACCAGAGGUCCAGCUUUAUUUACAGCGUUGGUGCUACAGUAGGAAACAUGGACAUUUAGGGCUUUUGUAUCAUGUGUCAGAUGAUGUUUAUGUGGCUGAGGUAGAAGCACUUAAGAAGAAAUUAGUUUGAUCCCAGUCAUUAAAGGUGUAAAAAAAAUCUACCUCAGGACGCAACAUCUAAAUAAUACAAAAUAAUAUUUAGUGUUGAAACUAGAUUUAGUGGACAAUUUUCUUCUUUGCUGUUUCUCUGUUGGUAGAAAUAAAAGGUGAAACUGAAAA